Pyrus x bretschneideri (Chinese white pear) is the source of this 1094-nucleotide messenger RNA. RefSeq lists its product as uncharacterized. The transcript has 3 exons. NCBI's taxonomy places the organism in Eukaryota, Viridiplantae, Streptophyta, Magnoliopsida, Rosales, Rosaceae. The record is from RefSeq and is a predicted model, not a curated record. The coding region runs from base 72 to 950 and encodes 292 amino acids.
CACAUUGUUCAUGCCCAUCGAGUCACACCAUUUGUUUAGCAACUAGAAAUAUUUACUAGCAGUUAAUGUGAAUGGGUAGAGAAACUCCGGCCACCGCUCGAGAAUUAUUGGCGGCGAGUUUUUCCGGCAUGGUUUUCGGGUUCCUCGAAGACUGCGAUGAGUUCCCAGAAAAUUACGGCAGCAGCACCGAAGGCUGCCAAGAAAAUGAAGCCUACUUGUUAGAUGAAGAGGAAGAAGCUGGAGAUCAGAAGAAGGACAUGAGGUUUUGGGAUAACCAGCACCAACUUUUACAAGCUACGUUACGCAGAACUAGUUCUCUAGAGACGAGGAUUAGGAGUUUGACAAGGGAGGUGGUGAAGGAGAUACAGCAGUCGGGGAUGGAGUGUGGUUGCGGGAAAACGAUGGCGGGCGGUUGCCAGAGCUGCCUCUUGAGAGAAGUUUCCGGUAGACUUUGCAAUGCUGGUCACAACAGUGCCAUCUGCAAGUCUAAGUGGAGGAGUUCACCGGAUAUUCCUUCAGGAGAGCACGCAUUUUUGGAUGUGGUGGACAAUUCAAGGCUAAAGAAAGGAGAGGUGAGAGUGAUCAUAGAGCUGAACUUCAGAGCCGAAUUCGAGAUGGCUCGAGCAGGCGACCAAUACAACAAUCUAGUUCAAAAACUCCCCGAAGUGUUUGUUGGCAAAGUUGAAAGACUGCAAAGCCUGAUAAAAAUUUUAUGUUCUGCUGCAAAGAAAUGCAUGAAGGAAAAGAAAAUGCACAUGGGGCCAUGGAGGAAGCAGAAGUACAUGCAAGCAAAGUGGCUUAGCCCCUGCAAAAGAACAACAUUGACACCUGUUUUGGCCGUGGGAGACUCCUCCCGGCUGCGACCGAAGCCUAAGGAGUCGAUGUUAACCGUAGAUUUGCUAGAGAUGAUGCCUAACAGGCAUUGCAUGACAGCAGUUCAAGUUGUGUGAUUUUAAGCAAAUUUUUGGUCGUGUUCUUGCUUUGAUCCAGUAAUACUUUGUAAAAUACUUUAGAAGUUAGGGCAUGUGUAUAUAUGUAAACGAAAAAAAUAAUCUCAUCAGUAAUGAUAUGAAAUAACAAAAUAAGUUCCAAGA